UUGCAAAAUAGAACGAGGGAAGUACCAUUUUAUUUAUACAGUAUAAAUAAAUUUUAUUUAUUCUUCAGUGAUAAGUAUAUCGGAGAUAUGGCUGAACUUGUUGUAGUCCGCGUGUCUUUGCAGUUAGCUUGGAGUUUACUUUCCAAUAAACUUAUAAAGCGUCUAAAUACAGGAGUUCCCUCAGAUGAAGCCCUGCGAAAACUGCUCUUGGAUAAAUUUCAAAGACUACAUGAGGAGUUGAACUCUUUAAGAAGAAAAGAAUUGGUUGCUGCUGUCUCGUUUAUGGAAAAUGGUUAUGAAUUGUUUCUUAAAGAUCCCGUGGAGGCCAAAAAAGAAUUCACAAAAGCUCGUGAUGCCGCGCAAAUGGCCUUUGGUGUUGUGGCAGAAACGAGCGAUAAAUUACUAGCCACAAAAAUAUUGAUAGCAUCAGCUAUGCAUGAAUUUGAAGAUAAAAUUGAUACAGCCAUCUCGCUUUGUUUGAAGUAUGUGUCCAGAUUGAAUGGCCUACCAGAAGUUGUAGAUGUUUGCAAUACAUACUCAAAGAAAGGAGUUGGUAGUCGUUUAGGGGCAAUAGGAUCCUCAAAGAAGCUGGAUCUACUGAAAGGGUUAUCAGAAAUCAAUCGCAACGUUUGGGAGUAUGUGAAACAAAAUGAUCCAGAGUUUGAUGACACCAAAUGGCCUAGUGUACAAUGUUCUAAUACGAUUUUGCAGCCAGUAUUUGGGUUGUUGCCUUUGCGAGAUUGCCAAGAGUUAACCAAAGAUAGUCCAGAUAUGGGCACACCUGUGGCAAUGGCAGUGUGUGGAAAGAAUUUGUUCAUUUCUUGCACCAGUCCAAAUGAUCAGACUGACAAUGCAAAUUCCAUUGAAGUAAUUAAUUUAGAUUCCAGUGAGGUUAAUAUGUUAUCUGGUCAUUCUGCUGUUGUAUUAGCAUUAGUUGCAGUUGGCAAGAGAGUAUUUUCAGGAUCAUAUGAUAGGUCAAUCUUGGCCUGGGAAGGAUUUAGUUUGAGUUUAAUUCAAAAAGUAGGGGAACAUAAUGGUGCUGUUCGAAGCCUGGCUGCAAGCAAAAGUAUGUUAUUUUCAGCAGGUUCUGAUAGGGUUAUUAAAUGUUGGGAUUUGGCAACACUUGGCUGUGUCAAGGAGCUGAAUGGUCAUGAAUUUCCAAUAUCUCAUGUGGAAUUUCAGCACCAUCUCUUCUCGUAUGCUCCAGGUGAGGGAAUUCGGAUUUGGAAUGUUCAGAAAUGGAGUGUGAUCAGUGUGAUUCCUGAUUUGGGCAAUGUUACUUCUUUACAAUGUUCUAUUCAGUCUAAAUUGUUUGUCCACUGUGGAAUGGAUGUUAAGUUGUUCAACCUUGGAAGCGGUAAAGAAGAAACAACUCUGAAGAAUAUUGGCAAGGUUUCACUGCGAUUCCCAGGGCGGAAAGUAAUUGGUUUCUCUGGGGAAAACAUGUAUCUUUAUGAUCUUGAAUCAUCCAAAUACCUUUUAAAUCAGGCUCUCAAAAUUGAAAAGAGUAUUGAUAUUUCAUUGGUGCAUUUUAAUUAUGACUUAGGUUUGUUGUUCCUUGGUGGAGUAAUGAAAAAUACCAAGGAGGGAAUUGUUUUGUGUCUUUAACAUUUCAUAAGUAAUGUCUGAAUAUAAUCAUGAUCUAAGACUUAGAAUUUAUAACAAUAUGCAUAUUCUGAUUAUGGAGUGUUACAAUUUCAAUUUCAUCGCUGUAACAAACAUGUCAUUUCCACUUGAUUUAUCAUUAAAUCUAAGGUUACAUUGUCUCUUA
Molecule: messenger RNA, 1771 nt
Organism: Dendronephthya gigantea
Lineage: Eukaryota; Metazoa; Cnidaria; Anthozoa; Malacalcyonacea; Nephtheidae
Exons: 1
Coding region: 88-1608 (506 amino acids)
Molecular function (GO): protein binding
Source: RefSeq, a predicted model, not a curated record